GGCUACUGGAAGGGCGGCAAUGUGGAGCUGACAUGUGAUCGCUACGACAUCCCCUUUGUCAAGUCGUUUGCCGAAAACGUGCACGUUGACAAGAAGAAGCCUAAGAAGAAGGCGCAGCUUGAGGCUGAAAAGGAGCAUUUGCAGAGGCAGAUUGAUGCGCUUCAGGAACAGCUGGCCGAGUCGAAAGUGACCUAA
Molecule: messenger RNA, 195 nt
Organism: Bipolaris maydis ATCC 48331
Lineage: Eukaryota; Fungi; Ascomycota; Dothideomycetes; Pleosporales; Pleosporaceae
Source: RefSeq, a predicted model, not a curated record